CACUGUUCACUGUCGUACAACCACGUUUCAACGCCUCUCCAGCAAGCAGUCAUGUCAGCAUGGCUGACAGGUACCGCGUGGUCGGGAAACCCGGCCGUUCUUCUCGCGGGCGCUUUUGUUCUAUUGUUUUUACUACAAUGGGUGUACAAAGUAGUGUAUAAUCUCUAUCUAGCCCCACUGCGGAACUUCCCUGGACCAAAGUUGUGGGCCGUCUCGCGCCUUCCCUACGCACUCUCUGUCACGAGAGGUCACCACCAUCUUGAUAUUCUAGAACUACACAAGCGCUAUGGCUCUGUAGUUCGCAUCUCGCCUCACGAAUUAGCCUUCAACUCUGCCCAAGCGUUCCGAGACAUAUAUGGAUUUCGCCCUGGACAUCAAAGCUUCAGGAAGGAUAGGACCCAUUACGUCUAUCCUCCGAAUGGGGUCGACCAUCUCGUGUCUGCCGUCGAUGAUGGCGUACACGCAAGACACCGUAGACUCCUCGCGAAUGUCUUCAGUGAGCGAGAGUUGAGAGCACAGGAGCCUCUGAUCCGAGGUUAUGUAGACCUCUUGAUCUCUAAGCUGCAGCUCCAGAUCCAGGAAGGGAAGGGGGCCAGUGUCGACAUAAGGAGCUGGUUCAACUACACGACCUUUGACGUCACAGGCGACUUGAUGUUUGGAGAGUCCUUCGGCUGUUUACGAGACAGCCAACUGCAUCCUUGGAUAGCCCUAAUAUUCGCAUCGAUGAAGGCCCUUGCUUUCCUGGGCGCGGUCAAUCAGUACCCUGCUUUUAGUGCGGUCUUGCAAAAGAUGAUACCUGCAAGUAUCAUUCAGAAGGGAGUCGACCAUUUCAACCUUAGCGCAAGAAAAGUCGAUCGGCGCCUAGAGAUGGGCGCUGAAAGACCGGACUUCGUGUCUGCCAUACUCAAGAACGGAUUGAGUGAAAAGGAGGGACAAUAUGCCGAGGCUGAGACGAUAAUGACGAGAGCUGAGAUUCACUCAAACGCCUUUAUCUUGAUUGUUGCAGGCAGUGAGACAUCUGCGACACUUUUGAGUGGUGCCAUAUACUACCUCUGCAAGAAUCCGUCAACUAUGGAAAAAGUCCUGGAAGAGAUCAGGAACGCGUUCACUGCAGACAACGACAUCACCUUUUCGAAAGCCACGACACUGUCAUACCUCAACGCCGUGAUUGAGGAAUCGCUUCGAAUCUAUCCACCAUUCGUGACCAGCCUGGCGCGACUCGCUCCUGCAGGAGGUGAUACCGUUGACGGCCAUUUCAUUCCCGAGAACACAACCGUGGCGUGUCACCACUACGCAUCGUAUCAUUCCCCUUCGAAUUUUGUGUCGCCGGAUGAUUUUGUUCCGGAAAGGUGGCUCGACACAGACUCGCGAUUUGCAGAGGACAAGAAAGAUACCGUCCAAGCUUUCAGUCUUGGGCCAAGGAACUGCAUAGGAAAGAAUUUGGCGUAUGCCGAAAUUCGCUUGAUUCUAUGCAAGGUUCUUUUCAAUUUCGACAUUGCACUCUGCCCUGAAAGCGAACAUUGGAAGGAUCAAGAGGUCUACUUUCUUUGGGACAAGCCCCCUUUAGUGGUGAGUCUGACGGAGAGAGCCGUGACAGUAUAGGAUUACUAUUGCAGAUGAUACAUACAUUACUUCGCGGAAGAGUAGACAGGAACUUCGAACCAGCAUUUUCAAGUUUUAACGAGCUUAGUUAAUAAACGAAUUGAAGAUGCGACUGAAGAGCAGCUGAAGGGUGAAGUCCUGCGCGUUUCCGCAUCAGACGCUCUUAAAAGUCCGGGCCUCUCUAGAAUUUCUAAUUGUGCUCAAAGUAUAUCCAGGUCAUGCAACCGUGAUGAAGAUACUAUUGAGUGAAAGCGGCGGAGAUGGAGCGUAUUGUCGAGAGUUGUAGAAG
Mytilinidion resinicola is the source of this 1891-nucleotide messenger RNA. Its product is annotated as benzoate 4-monooxygenase cytochrome P450. Bases 52 to 1602 code for a protein of 516 amino acids. The record is from RefSeq and is a predicted model, not a curated record. NCBI's taxonomy places the organism in Eukaryota, Fungi, Ascomycota, Dothideomycetes, Mytilinidiales, Mytilinidiaceae. Gene Ontology annotation, molecular function: monooxygenase activity; oxidoreductase activity, acting on paired donors, with incorporation or reduction of molecular oxygen; iron ion binding. The transcript has 6 exons.